AUGCUCAGACACGUGCAACCCAUACAUCCUGCGCACAAAUUAUAUGUCGUACCCCUAAGUGACGUCCAGUUCCCCCAUAAGUGUUUGUCCACCAGUUCCUCACACUAUAGGACUGUAUGUGUUGUCAGUAGUCAUGACGUCACUGAAGACAACGAUUGUGUGAAUUGUUUACACGAUUUGAGUCCAAAGUUUGGUCUCAAUUAUCGCCGCAAUUAUCACAUUAUCUCAGGUCUUGAGAUCCGCUCAAAGAGUACUUUGUGUCCUCAGUUUGUACUCAAAGACAUAUCACAUUUUGCGUCAAUUGUCUACUCAACCAAAAUAACUGACCUCAAGAUCUGGGCCUAA
Oppiella nova is the source of this 345-nucleotide messenger RNA. The record is from the annotation of a GenBank genome assembly. NCBI's taxonomy places the organism in Eukaryota, Metazoa, Arthropoda, Arachnida, Sarcoptiformes, Oppiidae.